UCAGUAUUUAUAAAGUAAGCGGAGUUCCCUGCUUCCAAACAGCUUGGAGAGAGUCGCGCGUGCACCGCCGCAGUCAUCACUCUGAACCUGGUGUGUGUCUCCCUUGGAGCGACGAUGUCAGAGAGCUCGAACUGUUUCUACUGUCGGGAGGACCUCGGGGGUAAAAGGUUUGUCCGCAGCGAGGGCAGGCCGGUGUGCGUCCGCUGCCACACCAAGUUCUGUGCCAACAACUGCGCAGAGUGCCAUCGACCCAUCUCUGUGGAAACAAAGGAGCUCAGUCAUAAGGGCCGGUACUGGCAUGAGGAGUGUUUCCGUUGUACCAAGUGCUACAAGCCUCUGGCCAAGGAGCCCUUCAGCACCAAGGAUGACCGCAUCAUGUGUGGGAAGUGCUGCUCCAGAGAGGAUGCUCCACGAUGCCAUGGCUGCUAUAAACCCAUACUGGCUGGCACAGAGAGUGUGGAGUACAAAGGGAACUCGUGGCACGAUGAAUGCUUCACCUGUUGCAGCUGUAAAAAACCAAUAGGAUCACUGAGUUUCCUCUCCAAAGGAACGGACAUCUACUGCAGCCCCUGCCAUGACAAGAAGUUUGCCAAACACUGCUUCAGCUGCAAAAAGCCGAUAACCUCUGGAGGAGUGAACUACCAGGACCAGCCGUGGCACGGCCACUGUUUCGUGUGCAGCUCCUGCUCAAAACCUCUGGCAGGGUCCAGUUUCACCAACCACCAGGACCAGGUGUUCUGUGUCGACUGCUACAAGACCUCUGUGGCUAAGAAAUGCAGCGGCUGCCAAAACCCCAUCACAGGUUUUGGUAAAGGUGUGAACGUCGUGAACUACGAGGGCAGCUCCUGGCACGAAUACUGCUUCAACUGUAAGAAAUGCUCCCUCAGUCUGUCCAACAAGCGUUUUGUAGCCAAGGGAAGAGACAUCCUCUGCGCCGACUGUGCAAACAAGUAGAGACGGAGAGCUUGGUUGUUUUCUAACAGCGGACAUCAUCAGCUGUCAUCCUCUUUUUUAAUUUUUUUUUUUUAAAAUAAUAGUCAUUAUGUUACUUGUUUGUUUCCAAAUAAAGGCCAGAGUCUUCAUUUCAGUUAUCAGUUUAUUAUCUAGUUGUGCUUUCGGUAGUUUACACAUGAAUCAAUGGGAUUGUUGAGACCAAAAUGUAGUUAAUGUCUGCUGUUGGUUGUUUGCUCUGGUAGAGGAAUAUUAAUCCUAAAACAACAUAGACUGUGUUGAAUGUUGGUGGGUGACUAGCUGAAGACAAAUCCUCAAUGAUCUUACAGUAUAUGUAACUAUGUUUGGUAGUUUCUCUUUAACAG
Scomber scombrus (Atlantic mackerel) is the source of this 1316-nucleotide messenger RNA. RefSeq names its product four and a half LIM domains protein 1-like. NCBI's taxonomy places the organism in Eukaryota, Metazoa, Chordata, Actinopteri, Scombriformes, Scombridae. The transcript is spliced from 6 exons. The coding region runs from base 115 to 954 and encodes 279 amino acids. Gene Ontology annotation, biological process: muscle organ development. The record is from RefSeq and is a predicted model, not a curated record. Gene Ontology annotation, molecular function: transmembrane transporter binding.